Messenger RNA from Cutaneotrichosporon oleaginosum, 760 nucleotides. RefSeq lists its product as uncharacterized. Lineage: Eukaryota; Fungi; Basidiomycota; Tremellomycetes; Trichosporonales; Trichosporonaceae. The record is from RefSeq and is a predicted model, not a curated record.
UAUCCACCUGUACCUGGCCGCGUCUCUUUUCCAACGACACCACUUCACCAACCUUGCAGCUGCUCGGACAGUCUCGUCUCUCGCUAGCAACGAUCCCACCUCUUUAAGCUUGGCCAAUGACUUCUGCCGUUGCCGCUGCCACAGAGGCCUCAUCUAUCUUCACCGCAGCAUCGUUCACUUCCCACUUCCCCCCCGUGACGUCAACAACCACUCUCAAGCCUCCCCAAAAGCCGCCUCGCAAGCCAAAGACGCGCGGGCGCAUUACACGCGGCCGUGUUGUACCCGCUAAACGUAUCACUGAGCGCACCCUCGUGUGGCCUGGGCUGCGGGAACGCAUUGCCGCGGAGGAGGUGCGGCGCAGCCAACUACCUCGCCGUGGCAGCUCUUCUACUCCCUCGAGCUCUGAUCCCUCGACGCCCGAAGACAAAGAUUUGCCGCACGACAUGAGCAUCUUCCUGGAGUCGUCCACGGACGACAUCGAACCAAACGAGUUCCGCAUCCCGCGCUGGGAUUGUGUCGACUUUGGGGCGCUAAAGCGUGAGUUCAACAAGAAGUUCGCUCUCGGUGGAACCUGCACGUAAGUCCCAUCACACCACAUCUCUUGCCAGUCUUGACGUCAGGUUACACCUGCGCGACCAGCCCAUCAAGCAGUCGAAGCGAAAGACAGCCGCGGAAGUUGGGUUGCGGGAGGGGGACACAAUUGACAUGCGGUACUGGUUGUAGGGAUGACCUGGAAGCGAAGAAACUUCUAUUAUGUUGU